Molecule: messenger RNA, 3217 nt
Organism: Carica papaya (papaya)
Lineage: Eukaryota; Viridiplantae; Streptophyta; Magnoliopsida; Brassicales; Caricaceae
Source: RefSeq, a predicted model, not a curated record
GGCCUCCGGCAAAGUUCUCUCUCUCUCUCUCUCUCUCUCUAAUCCGUAUCUUCCCCCCCAGUUUGGCCGCAUAGGUUUUGCUCUCUGCAAUUCGCAACUCGCAACUCGCUCUCCUUCCCUGCAAUUCAUCCAAUCUUCUCCUCCCUUUUCUCUUUUUAAAUUUAAAAUUUCUAAAUACUCUUUCCGUUUUCUAUCCCAAACCGAAAUGAAAUUCAGAAGGUUUCCUCUGAGAUAUCGGUAACGAGAGUUAGGGUUUUUCGCUCGUUAUCAGGGACCGUCACAAACUAGCGGUAAGACCUUUGAGUGAGCGGGUUAUUGCAUUAUUGCGUUCUGAUUUAGUCGAUCUGGCAAUGGAUUCGCGAGAUUCAUCCUCAUCGACGGCAACCAAUCGUGAUGUCUCCGCAACUGAUGACGACGGGGUACUCUCCGUCACUGCCGCACUCGCUAAGGACGCCGCUCUCUACUUCCAGUCCCGCAAGUUCGCGGAGUGCAUCGAGGUCUUGAAUCAGCUCAGACAGAAGAAAGAAGACGAUCCGAAGGUCCUUCACAAUAUUGCUGUCGCGGAAUACUUUAGAGAUGGUUGUUCAGAUCCAAAGAAGUUGCUUGAAGCACUUAACAGUGUGAAGAAGCGGAGUGAAGAGCUUGUUUGUGCAUCUGGAGAGCAGGUGGAGGCUGUUAGCAAUCUUGGAAAUAAAGUAAUUUUGGGAUCUAAAGGAAACAAUACUGCAGCAAACAGCACCAGUAUCGUAUACAUGGAUGAAUUUGAUACGUCUGUGGCAACACUUAACAGUGCAAUUGUUUGGUUCCAUCUUCAUGAAUAUUCAAAGGCACUAUCGGUUUUAGAGCCUUUGUUUCAAAAUAUUGAACCAAUAGAUGAGACAACAGCUCUUCAAAUCUGUCUCUUGUUGCUGGAUGUUGCGCUACCUUGUGGUGAUGCAUCCAAGUCUGUGGAUGUGUUAAAUUAUCUGGAGAAAGCUUUUGGUGUUGGCUUUGUGGCUCCAAGUGAAAAUGGUAGCGCAGGACAACAGCAGCCCAUGAAUCUGGUUUCAAAAUCUUCUGUUCCAAAUAGUUCAUUGAGCACAGAUGCUUCUGGUUCAGAUUUAGCUGCAAGUAUUAGUGCUUCAGAAAGUCCUCUAUCGAGAACUCUAUCGGAGGAAACACUUGAGUAUGAUAAUGUAUUGUUAGAAAUUGGGGGACAAAACUUAGUUAGGUCUGUCGGUCUCUCGCAUUCAAAUGAUCUUUCAAGGGCCACUGUUGACAGUUCUAUCUCCACUGUUGAUCUGAAGCUGAAGUUGCAGCUUUACAAGGUCAGAUUUUUGCUUCUCACUAGAAACCUGAAGCUGGCUAAGCGAGAAGUCAAGCAUGCAAUGAACAUUGCACGUGGGCGUGACUCAUCGGUGGCUCUCCUAUUGAAGUCACAGCUUGAAUAUGCUCGUGGAAAUCACCGUAAAGCCAUCAAAUUGUUAAUGGCGUCAAGUAACCGAGCAGAAACAGGAAUUUCAAGCAUGUUCAACAACAAUCUGGGUUGCAUUUACUAUCGCCUUGGUAAAUAUCAUACAUCAUCAGUGUUAUUUUCCAAGGCACUAAGUAAUGGUUCCACUCUUCGGAAAGAGAAGCCUAUGAAGCUAUUAAGUUUUUCACAGGAUAAAUCUCUCCUAGUAACAUAUAAUUGUGGUGUGCUCUAUCUGGCCUCUGGAAAACCUGUACUUGCUGCUCAUUGUUUCCAGAAGGCAAGCCUGGUUUUUUAUAAACAACCUCUUUUGUGGCUUCGUCUUGCUGAAUGCUGUCUGAUGGCUUUACAGAAGGGUCUUUUGAAUACUCAGGCUUCCUCUGAUAGAUCAGAGGUCAGAGUCCAUGUUAUUGGCAAGGGGAAAUGGCGGCAGCUUGUAAUGGAAGACAGGAUUUCAAGAAACGGACUCGUGGAUCCCGCUGAGAAAGAUGACAUGUUUUUGGGUAUUGAAGGGCAGCCGAAGCUUUCUUUGUCCCUCGCUCGGCAAUGCCUAUUUAAUGCCAUGCACUUGCUUAAUAGUUCUGAUUUGCAUUUUCCUAAGUCUGGCCUGCCCAACAUUUCAUCCUUGGAGGAAAAUGGAUCGAGUGAAGCAGGACUAUCCAAGAGUUCUAACCACAAAAAUUUACACACCAUUGAUCCCAAGGCAUCUAGUAUACCGAUUGGUUCAGGCCAGGUUAAUGCAAAUGGGGAUGUUAAAGAACAGAAGGGAGGAACAAACCAGGAGAUUGUGCAGAAUUCUAUCUCUUGUUAUAGAGGUAUAUGUGGAAGGGAAAGUCUUAUGAUUAAGCAAACUCUUCUUGCUAACCUGGCGUUUGUAGAGUUGGAGUUAGAAAACCCUUUGAAAGCUUUAUCAACUGCGAGAUCUCUAUUGGAGCUUCCGGAUUGUUCAAGAAUAUAUAUCUUUCUAGGACAUGUUUACGCGGCGGAGGCUCUCUGCUUGCUGCAUCGGCCAAAAGAGGCUGCUGAACAUUUGUCAACAUAUUUGUCUGGAGGAAAUACUGUUGAACUGCCAUUCCAGCAAGAGGAUUGUGAGCAGUGGCAAGGCGAAAGAACUGUCGAUUGUGAGGAGUUGAAUGGGGGACCAGCAACUGCCAAGGGUUCUUCUCUGGAGGAGCCUCGAGACUUUAUGUUGAUGAAUCCGGACGAGGCACGUGGAACCCUUUAUGCAAACCUUGCUGCUGUGUACGCGGUACAAGGUGAUCUCGAGAAGGCCCAUCACUUUUUGCUGCAGGCCAUGUCCCUGGUACCCAACAGGCCUGAAGCUACUCUCACUGCAAUUUAUGUCGACCUCGAGCUUGGUAAAUCACAAGAAGCUCUUGCCAAGUUAAAACAAUGUAGUCAUAUCAGAUUCCUUCCUAGUGGCUUACAACUGAAUAAAUCUUCUUGAUGAUGUAUUGUUGGCUUUAAUUCAUUGCGUCUGUUCCCCCUCUGGCAGCACACUAGGUAGCAGCAGGUAGAUCAGCAAUCCUUUUAGAGGAUUUGUAACAUAUAUAUAGUUCAAUUCAGAGAAUAAGUUUUUCUCUCCUUUUUUUUUUUUAGUCUUUUCUUUCUUACAUCUAGGUUUUCAUUAAUCAUUGGUGCGGCCAAGUGUUUUGGUAAGAGCAGGAUGCCCGCCUUCCAAAUUUGAGAUGUAAUUCUGAUUCAGAUUCUUGUGGUUUUGUGGCUAAUUAAUUUCUUAUUCAAGUAUAGAAUGACCGGUCGUGUUCU